Carica papaya (papaya) is the source of this 746-nucleotide messenger RNA. Its product is annotated as RING/U-box superfamily protein. The record is from RefSeq and is a predicted model, not a curated record. Gene Ontology annotation, biological process: protein ubiquitination. Gene Ontology annotation, molecular function: ubiquitin protein ligase activity. Gene Ontology annotation, cellular component: cytoplasm. NCBI's taxonomy places the organism in Eukaryota, Viridiplantae, Streptophyta, Magnoliopsida, Brassicales, Caricaceae.
UCUCUGUAUAUAAAACCAAAAAACAGAGACGAGGUUUCGCAAUUUGAUUUCUAGAAGCCUUCAGAAUCAAAUCAAACCAAUCAAUGCCGCAGCUUUCUAGUCUUCCCAUCAUCCCUGAACAACCUGACCCAGAAAUGCAAUCCCAAACUUUACCUUCUUUCUCCCGUUGGGUAUCCGAUGUUCGCACUACGCUAAAUCCUCCCUGCCUUUUCUCCGGUUCCGACCAUGAUUCGGAUUCUGAAUCCGGUCUUGAACCCCCUCCCUCCUUCACCUCCCUCAUCGACCGUCAAUUGGACCAAUUCAGUAUGCUCGAUAACUUAGCUUCGGAUCCGAGUCCGAGUUUCGGCCCUGUGAAUGACUUUCAGUGGUGGGACUUCGAUAGCGAAGAGGAGGAAGAGGAGGGUGAGGAGGAGGUAAACAUUGGAUUGGAACUUAUGUUCAGAUCCGAGCGGCAGCGCGUUGAUUCACGAGAAGAUGGGCUCCGGAUUGUGGGAAUUGAUUCGGAUUCGGAUUCGGAUUCUGAAGAUGGAAUUGUUGAUCUGCAGUCUGGUGGUGAGAGGAACGGUGUAAAUGAUCCGGGUCGGGUCGAUGAAGAUCUCCCUGCGAUUUGGGAUAGUUUCUUCGGGGAAGAAAGUAUCGCCGCCCAUGAUGAAUUGGAAGGGGAAGAAGUACACAACAUAAUGAACGGGGCAGACAAUGCGCUUACGAUAUUUGCCAGAUUGGAAGCAGAAUUAUUGUUCAUCAUC